Messenger RNA from Fusarium redolens, 2460 nucleotides. RefSeq lists its product as uncharacterized. The transcript has 3 exons. The record is from RefSeq and is a predicted model, not a curated record. The coding region runs from base 96 to 2159 and encodes 687 amino acids. NCBI's taxonomy places the organism in Eukaryota, Fungi, Ascomycota, Sordariomycetes, Hypocreales, Nectriaceae.
UGAAGACAUACAGAGACCCAUUAAUUGAAUCUCGUUUAACUGAGAAAGGCCUAUCUUGAGCAAUUGUCCAAACUCAGUGUUAGACUCCUGCAGUCAUGUCCCAAUAUGUAACCGUCGGCCAAUAUCCAGGUCUAGGCAUGGACCUCCGAUACCAUGCCCAAGAUGAACGCGCAGAGGAAAUCUACCCUAUAGGAUUUCACCACAAUUGUUACGGCUCUCUCUCUGAUAUUUUGCUCGUUCGAGAAGUUGCAAUGAUGAUUAUCAUGGAUCGCUUGACUGAUAACCCCAAUUGGCACGUUAAAGUGUUCGACGACACGAUUGCUGAAAAGUGGAUUGAGGACGCCCUCAAAUUUCCAGUGGAUGCAAUAUACGACGAGAUUUCAAAUUACAACUACAAUGCCCGCCACCCCAAGAAACUCAAGACUAUCCUUGAUAGAGGAUGUCUCGAAUACUGUAUCCAAGAACUACGUGCCAAAGCCAAGUACUUUGAAAAGACGGGUCUGAUCCCAACGAUAGAUGCCUGUGUUACAGCCGUCAAGUCAGACACCCUCAUCGACGAGGGCCUCCAUGAUGAACUCCGAGCUGCCUUUGCCAAGCUUAAAGAGCAUCAGAAGGAUGGUCCGGAUUGGCACCCCCUGACCAAUCAAAGGGUACGAGACCUCGUUGAUCCUUCUCUCUACCCCCUCAUCUAUGGUAAAUCUCGUGGUUUCCGCAACGAAGUAGUGGGCGUUGAGGACGCCGUCGAUCGAUGGAGUGGCAAGGGAGAGAUCAUACCCAGUGAUGACUCUCCCUAUCCAAAAGGGUUCUAUGGACAUGUAGAUCUGAACAGGAUCUUCGACCCGUACUGGUCGACUAAGUAUCAGUGGCUGCCCUCCAACGUCAAAUUCCAGGAGGAUGGAAGCGUCAAAUUCACGAGCUACAUCAAUGGACUUCACCCUAACAAACACCGUGAAAUUUAUAGAGCUAUUGAGAAACUCGUCGAGAGGGCACUUCCAGCAUGGGACUUCUGCUUGUUGCGCUUCCGGAAAAGGGCAGAUAAAGUAGGAGCUGGCAGAACUAAGCCGCGCUUCCCAAGACCUAUAAACCCAGAUGAUGAGAAUGAAGAUAACUGGACCCCAUCCUCGGAUGAGGUUUCAAGCCUGCCGCGUGCUGAGACAAGUGAAGCUGAAGUUGAUGAAUCGGCGUCAAAUCCUGCAUCUUCUGAUGAAGAAGAGGGCGAAGAUGUUGAAGUACAGAGCGAAGGUGGGCAUGAGUAUCACGGGACCCGGAAGGACGUCGCUUGGAAAAUAGUUCGUCAGCCAGUUCAGCCCGAAGCCCCGGAGUUCAAGACCUGGAACUAUGCUGUGGGUCCUGGUGAGUCCCUUCAUGAACGCUUCAAGGAUAUCCAGAUCAUUAUCAGGAUGACUUCAAUUGAGCUCACGCCGGAAAACUCUAGUUUACCCGCAGAAGGGUGGCAUGUCGAAGGCCAAAUGAACGAGCACAUCAUUAGUACUGCUUUAUACCACCUGGAUUCGGAGAACGUCACACCCACCUACCUGCAGCUUCGUAUGCAGACCAGCGUCUUUCCAUCUGAUUACAAUUACAAUGUCCGACAGGGCUCUUAUAACUGGUUGGAGCGUGUUUAUGGCACCAAUCUCGGCUACAGAGCCGUGGACAGUCAUUGUCUUCAGAGAUACGGCAGCGUUGAGAUAAGGCAGGGCAGACUUCUAGCUUUUCCCAAUGUAUUCAACCAUCGUGUUUCGUCUUUUGAGCUGCAAGACAAGACCAAGCCCGGCUAUAGUCGCUUCAUUGCACUCUUGCUCGUCGACCCGAGCACCCGAAUCAUUAACACGGGCAAUGUGCCUCCUCAGCAGCAAAGCUGGUGGAUGGAGAACGCGUUUAGUAACCUCAAGCAAGGGAAUGCCGAGAAAGUACCGCAGGCUAUUGCGCAGCUUAUCCUCGAUGCGGCACCGGGUCAUUCUGCCUUAGAUGCUGCUGCUAAACGCGGAGAGCGGCUUCCAGCGGAGCUCAUGGCCAUGAUACAUAAGAACGUUGGCCAGGCUGUGGUACCCAUGUCGCUGAAGGAGGCUAAGGGGCAUCGACUCAAGUUGAUGGAGGAGCGGACAAGCUUUCAAGCUGAGAUGAGGAGGCAUUGGGCUGAACACGGGUACGGUUUCUGAACAUUGAGCUCUUAGAUGGAUGUGGAAUGGGGUAGAUUGUAGCACCGUGCUCUGAUAGUUUCCUACCCCAUGACGAACAGUACGUUAAAUGAGACUUUCACCCUACUGUACUAAUUACUACUGGUAAUGGGCCUAAUACUAACUUUUAUGGCCUGUAUAUCUUCCGCUACCAUGUAUGUAUUUCCAUCAGGAACGCGGCCCAUUCCCACAAUCCAUCUCAUUUCCCAGGUAAAAUAGGGAUCAUCUGGGAAUGGGUCCCGUUUUCUCCACCUCCCAAUAAUACAGCCAAUUACCAUUAAGG